Mugil cephalus (flathead mullet) is the source of this 2287-nucleotide messenger RNA. RefSeq names its product cytochrome P450 7B1 (gene cyp7b1). The transcript has 6 exons. Bases 83 to 1582 code for a protein of 499 amino acids. NCBI's taxonomy places the organism in Eukaryota, Metazoa, Chordata, Actinopteri, Mugiliformes, Mugilidae. Gene Ontology annotation, biological process: bile acid biosynthetic process; cholesterol homeostasis. Gene Ontology annotation, molecular function: oxidoreductase activity, acting on paired donors, with incorporation or reduction of molecular oxygen; steroid hydroxylase activity; iron ion binding. The record is from RefSeq and is a predicted model, not a curated record.
UGUGUGUGUGUGUGGUUUGGUGGUUGUGUAGUUGACGGGGUGUGUACACAGAGUCUCGGAGGGAGAGACCAGAGUCCGGAUCAUGUCCGCGCUGCUGCUGCUCCUCCUCGGCCUCCUCUCCCUGCUCCUGUGCGUCCUCCGCGGCAGGACGAGGACGAGGAGGGAGGGAGAACCUCCUCUGAUCCAGGGAUGGAUCCCCUUCCUCGGUAAAGCUCUGGAGUUUGGAAGAGACGCCCACCGGUUCCUGGAAGACCACCGGAGGAGGUUCGGAGACGUGUUCACGGUUCAGAUCGCAGGUAAAUACAUGACCUUCAUCAUGAACCCCCUCCUCUACCCGAACAUCAUCAAACAUGGCCGCCAGCUGGAUUUCCACGAGUUCUCCAACAAGGUGGCGCCCUUCACCUUCGGCUACCCCCCCGUCUCCAACGGGAAGUACCCGGGGCUGAGGGAGCAGAUCCACCGCUCCUUCCAGCUGCUGCAGGGCGACGGCCUGACGCCGCUCACCGAGGCCAUGAUGGGGAACCUGAUGCUGGUGUUUCGUCAGGACCACCUGGAGGGGGGCGGCGGCUGGCGGAGCGGCAGCAUGUACCAGUUCUGCUUCUCCGUCAUGUUCGAGGCCACCUUCCUCACCAUGUACGGCCGGCCGACGGGAGCCCGCCGCCACAGCGGGAUGGGCGCCCUGAGGGAGGACUUCAUCAGGUUUGACAACAAGUUCCCGCUCCUCAUCGCUCAGGUGCCCAUCUGGCUGCUGGGGCGAACCAAGGCCGUCCGGGACCAGCUCAUCAGCUGCUUCCUGCCGAACCGCAUGUCCUCCUGGUCCAACACCUCCCAGUUCAUCAGGAGACGCUCGGAGCUGUUCGAGCAGCAUGACACGCUGACCGACGUCGACAGAGCUGCUCACCACUUUGCCAUCCUGUGGGCGUCGGUGGGGAACACGGCGCCCGCCACCUUCUGGGCCAUGUACUACCUGGUGAGCCACCCCCAGGCCCUGAGGGAGGUCCGCCAGGAGCUGCAGGACGUCCUGAAGCUCAGCGGAGUCCAGUUCAGACCAGACGAAGACGUGGCUCUGAGCAGAGAACAGCUGGAGAAGCUCGUCUACCUGGAGAGCGCCGUCAACGAGAGCCUCCGCCUGUCCUCGGCCUCCAUGAACAUCCGGGUGGUCCAGGAGGACUUCAGUCUGAGGCUGGACGCUGCUCGCUCCAUAGCCGUCAGGAAGGGGGACAUCAUCGCCCUGUACCCUCAGAGUAUGCACCUGGACCCCGAGAUCUACGAGGACCCACAGACGUUCCGGUUCGACCGCUACGUGCAGGACGGGGCCCAGAAGUCUGACUUCUACAAGAACGGCCAGAGGCUGAAAUACUACCUGAUGCCGUUCGGCUCCGGCUCGUCCAUGUGUCCUGGACGAUACUUCGCCAUCAACGAGAUCAAACAGUUCCUGUGUCUGUUGCUGCUGUACUUCGACCUGCAGCUGGAGGACCCCCAGACCAGGGCCAGGCUGGACUCCAGCAGAGCCGGUCUGGGGGUCCUGCUGCCCACCACCGACGUUCGCUUCCGUUACAGACUGAGAACCGACGGCAUUUAGUCCCAGUCCUCCUCCUUCUAUCUUUGUACUUCCUGUUAAAAACUGUUCACCUUGGUCCUGGUUUGGUUUCAGAGGCAACACUAACACACUGUGACCUGUGUGAGUCUUUAUUGUGUGAGUGUCGUGUACUGAUUGAUCCAACAGUGCAGCUGUGAGUCUGGACGAGAGGUGAUGAUGAAAUCAGUGGGACUAAACCUUUAGAUCAAGACCUCGUUAAAACUGAGACUACACAUCUACACAACACGGACACAAUCAACUACUCCACAAAGCUAAAACUAGCCAGGUGUGUUAAUGCAGAGUCCAGCUACAUGAGUAACUACACAACUAACUACACAUCCACACACUGUUGAUCUCAGAUGUAACUGACGUCUGCAGGAGAUUAAAAAAGGUUUAAUUUUAAAGAGGUUUAAAUGAAACUUCUCUGAACUCUACUCGUAAGAUCCCGACUCAAUAUGAAUAGAAAACAAAGAAAUGACAAGAAAUGACUCUUGAAUUAAGACUCAGCUGAUGUUACUCUGAUCUCCAUUUACUGUUUAGUUAAAAACAUGAUAAUAAAACUCUUCCUCCUCCUGUUAAGAAUAUUGAUAUGUUAAUAUUGUGUCAAUGAUCCAGAGCUGCUUGGGUUUACUUCCGUUUUCUUCCGUUUUCUUCCGUUUUGUUCUGUUUUGUUCUGUUUUCUCCCAAAAGACACAAAGUUAAAGAUGA